This is a messenger RNA of Balaenoptera acutorostrata (minke whale), 3414 nucleotides long. RefSeq names its product transient receptor potential cation channel subfamily V member 2 (gene TRPV2). Gene Ontology annotation, molecular function: protein binding; calcium channel activity. Lineage: Eukaryota; Metazoa; Chordata; Mammalia; Artiodactyla; Balaenopteridae. The record is from RefSeq and is a predicted model, not a curated record. The transcript is spliced from 15 exons. The coding region runs from base 580 to 2928 and encodes 782 amino acids. Gene Ontology annotation, biological process: calcium ion import across plasma membrane. Gene Ontology annotation, cellular component: membrane.
CUGCCCUGCGACGGGUCAACCAGUUCCCAGGCUGAGCCACAUGGCCGCUGGGGGGCAAGUGGUGGGGAAGGGGAGGGGUGGAUGUCCGUGCAGUGGGGCGAGUCCCCUCCCCGCCCCACGCGACACGCCAGCUCCCCCCGAGGCAGGGCCCCGCACCCAAGGGUUGCCUCUGACUGCCCCCCCGCAUCUGGGGGCCUCAGCGGCAGGCAGUGGGGUGGGGUCGGGUGGGAGGAGGGGCGUGUCUCCCCAGAGAGGGUGUGGCCCAUGGUCCGGAGGGUCAGUCUCCCGGCCAGCGGGUCCUGCCGAGGGAGAGCUGACCCCGCUGCGGCCAGGCGGGCGGGCGGGUGGGCUGAGCGUGCGGAACGCCGACGGACCCAGCCGGCUCGCGGGGCUCCCAGCCAGCCCGCGCCCCUCCGGGCCGCACUUCCUCGGCAGCCCCGCCGCCCGCCCGGACGCGCCGCGCGCAGUCUCCGCCGAGCCGCCAGCCCUCCUACCCCCACGCCUACUGGGAGGAGCGGAUGCCUGUGACACCUCCGUCCCCACAGAGGUUCCAGCCAGAAGGAGCAGCCGCGCCUUAGGAUGGCCUCGCCCUCCCGCCCUCCCGCUUUCAGGCUCGAGACGUCAGAUGGAGGCCAAGAAAGUGGUGCCCAGGUGGACAGAGGAAAACUGGGCAGUGGUGCCGGGCCGCCCCCCAUGGAGUCACCAUUCCAGGGCGAGGACCGGAACUUCUCGCCUCAGAUCAAAGUGAACCUCAGCUUCCGAAAGGGGGCAGGUGCCAGCCAGCCAGACCCAAACCGCUUCGACCGUGACCGGCUCUUCAGCGCGGUGGCCCGGGGGGUCCCCGAGGACCUGGUGGGGCUACCAGAGUACCUGCGCCGGACCAGCAAGUACCUCACGGACUCGGAGUACACAGAGGGCUCCACGGGGAAGACAUGCCUGAUGAAGGCCGUGCUGAACCUUCGGGACGGGACCAACGCCUGCAUUGAGUCGCUGCUGCAGAUUGACCGGGACUCCGGCAAUCCUCGGCCUCUGGUCAACGCCCAGUGCACAGAUGAGUACUACCAAGGCCACAGCGCCCUGCACAUCGCCAUCGAGAAGAGGAGCCUGCCGUGUGUGAAGCUCCUGGUGGAGAAUGGGGCCGACGUGCAUGCCCGGGCCUGUGGCCAGUUCUUCCGGAAGAAGAGCCAAGAGACCUGCUUCUACUUCGGCGAGAUGCCCCUCUCUCUGGCUGCGUGCACCAAGCAGUGGGACGUGGUGACCUAUCUCCUGGAGAACCCGCACCAGCCCGCCAGCCUGCAGGCCGCCGACUCGCUGGGCAACACAGCCCUGCACGCCUUGGUGAUGAUCGCAGACAACUCGGCCGAGAACACGGAGCUGGUGACCCGCAUGUACGAUGGGCUGCUCCAGGCGGGGGCCCGCCUCUGCCCCACGGUGCAGCUCGAGGACAUCCCCAACCUGCAGGGCCUCACGCCCCUGAAGCUGGCCGCCAAGGAGGGCAAAAUUGAGAUUUUCAGACACAUCCUGCAGCGGGAGUUCCUGGGGCCGAGCCAGUCCCUCUCCCGCAAGUUCACGGAGUGGUCCUACGGGCCCGUGCGGGUGUCGCUGUAUGACCUGGCCUCUGUGGACAGCUGCGAGGAGAACUCCGUGCUGGAGAUCAUCGCCUUCCAUUGCCAAAGCCCGCACCGGCACCGAAUGGUGGUUUUGGAGCCGCUGAACAAACUGCUGCAGGCGAAGUGGAAUCUGCUCAUCCCCAGGUUCCUGUUCAACUUCCUGUGUUACUUGACCUACGUGUCCAUCUUCACCGCUGUCACCUACCACCAGCCUCCCCUGGACAAGGACUUCCUCCCGCUGGAGGUGACCGCUGGGAACUCCGUGCUGCUGCUGGGCCACAUCCUGAUUCUGGUCGUGGGGGCCAACAUCCUCAUGGGCCAGCUGUGGUACUUCUGGAGGCGCCGGCUGUUCAUCUGGAUCUCGUUCAUGGACAGCUACUUUGAAAUCCUCUUGUACGUGCGGCCUCACUCCUCCUCCCCUGUCUCCUGCCUGGGAGGGGGCACCAGGCUGGCUUUGGGGCCUGGUCCAGGCGCUGCUCGCCGUGCUGUCCCAGGUGCUGUGCUUCCUGGCCAUCGAGUGGUACCUGCCCCUGCACGUGUGCUCGCUGGCGCUGGGCUGGGUGAACUUGCUGUACUACAUGCGCGGCUUGCAGCACACGGGCAUCUACAGUGUCAUGAUCCAGAAGGUCAUCCUGCGGGACCUGCUCCGCUUCCUCUUGGUCUACUUAGUCUUCCUUUUCGGCUUCGCUCACUGGUGAGCCUGAGCCGGGAGGCCCAGGACCCCGGGGCCCCCGCGGGCUCCAACAGCACGGAGGCGGCGGGCGAGGGGGACAAGGAGGGCAGCACGGCCCCGUACGAAGGUAUCCUGGACGCCGCCCUGGAGCUGUUCAAGUUCACCGUCGGCAUGGGCGAGCUGGCCUUCCAGGACCGGCUGCGCUUCCGCGGGGCGGUGCUGCUGCUGCUUCUGGCCUACGUGCUGCUCACCUACGUCCUGCUGCUCAACAUGCUCAUCGCGCUCAUGAACGAGACCGUCAGCAGCGUCGCCAGCGACAGCUGGAGCAUCUGGAAGCUGCAGAAAGCCAUCUCUGUCCUGGAGAUGGAGAACGGCUACUGGUGGUGCAGGAGGAAGAAGCAGCGGGCAGGUGUGAGACUGACAGUUGGCACCAGGCCGGACGGUCGCCCCGACGAGCGCUGGUGCUUCAGGGUAGAGGAGGUGAACUGGGCUGCGUGGGAGCAGACGCUGCCCACCGUGCGCGAGGAGCCCGCGGGGCCAGGCGGCCCUGGCGCCCUGAAGAGCCCAGCCCUGGCCUCCCAAUCCAGCCAGGACAGUGCCGUGGAGGAAGACCAUGUGCCCCUCCAGCUCCUUGAGUCCCACUGACGCAGCAGGGGGCCGGGAGGACAGAGCAUGGAAUGUUUCCAGCCCCACCUACUGGCUCUGGGACCUCAAGGGACUUUGGUGGCAAAAAUAAGUAAUUUCUUGUGGCUAACUCUCCUGGAAACAUUAGUUGAAUUAAGGUACUUGGCCCCAGGACUUCCCUGGUGGCACAGUGGUUAAGAAUCUGCCUGCCAAUGCAGGGGACACGGGUUUGAGCCCUGGUCCGGGAAGACCCCACAUGCCGCGGAGCAACUGAGACCGUGCGCCACAACGGUCUCUGGAGCCCACGUGCCGCAACUACUGAAGCCCGUGUGCUCUAGGGCCCAUGCUCUGCAACGAGAAGCCACUGCAAUGAGAAGCUCGCGCACCACAACGAAGAGUAGCCCCCGCUCAUUGCAACUAGAGAAGAGCCCGCGCACUGCAACAAAGACCCAACACAGCCAAAAAUAAAAUAAAAAAGAAUUAAAAAACAAAAGGUACUGAGCCGCU